Messenger RNA from Cherax quadricarinatus, 1510 nucleotides. Its product is annotated as oxytocin-neurophysin 1-like. The record is from RefSeq and is a predicted model, not a curated record. Gene Ontology annotation, molecular function: neurohypophyseal hormone activity. Gene Ontology annotation, cellular component: secretory granule; extracellular region. Lineage: Eukaryota; Metazoa; Arthropoda; Malacostraca; Decapoda; Parastacidae.
UCCCCGGGCAAGCACACUCACCUGCCUCUCACCCUCAACACACAGAUAUGCAGAUGGGUGUGGGCGUGGUGAUGGUGGUGAGUGUUGUGGGCGCUGCUUCUGCCUGCUUCAUCACCAACUGUCCUCCUGGAGGCAAGAGAUCAGGACCUUCAGUACAGCUUAACAACUUACGAGCGUGUACGUCAUGUGGUCCUGGUUUGAGAGGUCGCUGCCUGGGUCCAGAAAUCUGCUGUGGGCCGGGUAUUGGUUGUUUCCUGGGUACCCGGGAGGCCAGGCUGUGCCGAGCCGAGAACCUGGUGCCUCUCACCUGCACCAACACAGACCUCAAGAUCUGUGGCAGGCUACAAGAGGGUCACUGUGCUGCCUCUGGUCUUUGCUGCACAGAGAUGAAGUGCGAGUUCGACAACAGCUGCUUGGUGGAGGCCAGAGAGAGUGUAGAGGUCCAGGAGGUAGAGAGACAACGUUUUGCUCUCUUUCCCAGUCUUCCCGACGACCAAUGGAGCCUUUGAUCAUGCACACAUCGACAACUGGAAUCUUCUUUCCUCAGCACGCAACGUAGUCUUGCACAUCGCCACAUAGUGCCACAGUGUCAACACCCACAUGCAGUGGUUGCCACACUAUGGCAUCCCUAGGCUUGAAGAGCUGAACUGCCAGACCUGUCACCACACUGUUCCUACGAUGUUUCUGGUGCUCUUAUUAAACAUGUUGAUUGCGUUUUGCCUCUUGUAUCAUAUGAUUAACAUUGAAAAUACAAGUCGAAGUGUAAACAGGUUCAUCAAUAAAUAUCUGCAUGUACCAAUAAACCAAAGUAUUAAUGUCAGGAAAGUGCAAUCCAUCUUCCACAUUUGUUAUCGUGCGGGUUAAAAUGCGUGAACGAAUUUUCGUUAUGAACCUCGUGUUGCCGGAAGCCACUAGUUAUUUAUAUCUUUAUUGCCGGGUAUUAUACAGAAUAAGAUAAUAAACGCCAAUCUAAGUCUAUCCUAAUCUAAAAGGAAAGCGCUAAAACACUAUGGCACCUCCAUUCACGCUAAAAACUACGCACGGUGAAGUGAAGAUGGCUGGAACACUGGCUGGAACACUGGCUGGAACACGAUGGUUGGAACACUAUGGCUGGAACACUAUGGCUAGAACACUAUGGCUGGAACACUAUGGCUGGAACACUGGCUGGAACACUAUGGCUGGAACACUAUGGCUGGAACACUAUGGCUGGAACACUGGCUGGAACACUAUGGCUGGAACACUAUGGCUGGAACACGAUGAGUGUAACACAAUGGUUGAAACGACCAGAUGAAUCUUUCUGCUCAUGCGGAAAACCUUGAAUCAUCUCAUUAGUUAUUCCUUCUGACACACCUGGUGAUGCCGUUGCCCAAAUAAAUUAAUAUGAUCUAUAUAUUUUCGUAGUUUUCUUAUUCUUGGGAUUGUGUGUACUCACCUAGUUGUGGUUUCAGGGGUCGAGUCACAGCUCUUGGCCCCCACCUCUUCACUGGUAGUUACUAAGUCUCUUUCUGCU